AUGUCUGGUGCUCUUGCGGUGAAACAACAACUAAGAUCCAGAGGCAUUCGUAUUGAUCCUACAUGCCCGGUGUGUGGCUAUGCUCCUGAGAGUAUUUGUCUUAUGAUGUUUCCAUGCCCUAAAGAGAAAGAGGUGUGGGCGCAGUCUCAAGUAACGCUGCCUCCAGGUGGUUUCUCCCAAAACUCUGUGUUUCUGAAUCUCCAUUAUCUUAUUGCUAAUAGUGGUAAGCGGGAUUUGGACCCAAAGUGGAGAUUAUCAUUCCCAUGGAUUCUUUGGCAUGUGUGGAAAGCAAGGAACCUCCUCUGCUUUGAAAAGAUAAGCCUCUCGGCUGACGAAAUCUUAUCUAAAGCUACGGAGGAAGCGAUGAUCUGGCUAUCCUUGAGCUCAACAGAAUUGGAGAAGGUGCAGGAGUUGAAUGUGGGAACUGGUAAUGUGGAAUGCUGGAAAAAAACCCCUCAGGGGUUUGUUAAGUGUAACAUAGGUGUCUCCUGGUCUCCAAACUCAAAGCUUGGUGGGGCGGCCUGGUUGUUGAGAGAUCACAAUGGUAAAGCCUUGUUGCAUAGUCGACAUGCUUUCUCCGGAACUAUGUCUGAACAACAGGCUUCCUUAAUGGCCUUCUCGUGGGCAGUAGCGGCCCUGACCGGAAGCGGAGGAAGCUCAAGCUUCUGGCCUUCACUUUUUAAAGAAAUAUUCCGGCCAAUUAUUUAA
Messenger RNA from Brassica napus (rape), 708 nucleotides. RefSeq lists its product as uncharacterized. The transcript has a single exon. Gene Ontology annotation, molecular function: RNA-DNA hybrid ribonuclease activity; nucleic acid binding. Lineage: Eukaryota; Viridiplantae; Streptophyta; Magnoliopsida; Brassicales; Brassicaceae. The record is from RefSeq and is a predicted model, not a curated record. The coding region runs from base 1 to 708 and encodes 235 amino acids.